AAUGUUUGGAGGCGAUAUGGUACUACCAAAAUGCCGCGGGAAACUCAGGAAGUUUCCCGUACCAGCAGAUAUAAAUUUCCCAGCUAUUCAACCUGCCAGAUAUGCCCAUAUUGGAAGAGAGCCUAACACUGAUCAGCAUGUUCGAAUGCAUCACUACAAGCAACGCAAAGACUCCUUUGACAAUCUGAAAGUGGAACGGGAAAAAUCUAAUGCUGCGAGCAAUGCUUUCGCUAUAAAAUACGAGAAGCAUGUUCAAAUGAAGCGUCUGCAGCGAGCCAUAAACGAUAGGGUUAAUGAAAAAUGA
Sitophilus oryzae (rice weevil) is the source of this 304-nucleotide messenger RNA. RefSeq lists its product as uncharacterized. The transcript has 2 exons. Bases 2 to 304 code for a protein of 100 amino acids. The record is from RefSeq and is a predicted model, not a curated record. NCBI's taxonomy places the organism in Eukaryota, Metazoa, Arthropoda, Insecta, Coleoptera, Curculionidae.